CUACACCGUAUUUCGUAGUGCGGUUUGGUAGCCCAUUACGGCGUGUUAUCGAAUACGGCGAUGUUUCGUUUUUUAUUGAAACCAUUAUUAUAUUAUAUUAUCCGAUAAUACAUAUGACACACGGCGACGACGACGUUUAUGUUUAACAAUUUAACAUAACAUAUUUUUAUUUCGUUGUCCACACUUCCAAAGCGCUACGGCUACCGUCAAGGUUGUCCCUUUCUCCUGCUCAUCAUCCGCCGCCACAGCGUGCCGUCCGACCAGAGUAUCGUAGUUAAUACGCGACACCGCGCCGUAUCAUCGACGUCGAUGACACGCAACUUUUGAAAGUUUUAUUCUUCUUCUUUAUCAUUUACCGACGGGCGACGAGGAAAAAAAAUAAUCAUAUCAUAAUACGCUGCACCGCGGUAGGCACAAUAGCACAAUACUACGGAACCGUCCGGUGGGGAGACAACACUACAGUCGGCGCAAAACUACCAACUAUACAGUGAUAUUAUUUUAUCAUUGUUGUUACGGUUUACCGUUUAGGCGUUUACGACAUUCACUCCGUCUCCCGUCCGAAUCAGUUGUGGUGCGUCACCGCCGCCGUUAAUUAUGUGAUAAUCAAUCGACGACGUAAAACAUUCGAAGAAUUUCCCAAAGUUAAACACUGUAUACUAGUGUUCCGCUUUUUGCGUAUCACAUACACACAUACACGUACACACUACACACACGUACACACACACACACACACACACACACACACACACACAUACACACGCGAUAAAUAUAAUAUAAUAUUCGGACUGUGAUUAGAAAGGAAAUACUAAGUAGUCAGCGAGAGUUUAAUAAACGACGUAUUAUAUAUAUAUAUACACAAAUAUAAAUAAUUCAUUUUUUUUUUAAUAAUUACUUCAUUCAAAUUUUCGUUUAUUUAAAUAAAUAUAUUUUUUUAGUUUAUUUUUUUUAACAACUUCAUUGUUCCUAUAUUAAUUCCGUAACUUACAUAAUUAUUAUAUAAUAUUUAUACAGUAUUACAUUUUCAACGGACCCCGGCGAAGAAACAGCUUGUAGAAAAAUCCAAAAUCACUAUUUAAUAUAUUAUGGCCAACAGAGCUGUACCUCAGAGGCCUAACGGUCAAACACCAGGGAAAAUAUGUCAGUUUAAGUUAGUUCUUUUAGGUGAAUCAUCAGUUGGAAAAUCUAGUUUAGUGCUUAGAUUUGUGAAAGGCCAGUUUCACGAAUACCAAGAGAGUACCAUUGGUGCUGCUUUCCUUACUCAAACGAUUCAUUUAAAUGAUGUAGCUGUUAAAUUUGAAAUUUGGGAUACAGCUGGUCAAGAACGUUACCAUAGUUUAGCACCAAUGUAUUAUAGAGGGGCUCAAGCAGCUAUUGUAGUCUAUGAUAUUACUAAUCAAGAUACCUUUGAAAGAGCUAAAAAUUGGGUGAAGGAACUCCAAAGACAAGCAACCCCUGGUAUUGUAAUAGCCUUAGCUGGAAAUAAGUUAGAUUUAAAUACUAUGAGAAGUGUUCAGACUGAUGAAUCACAAACGUAUGCUUAUGAAAAUGGACUGCUGUUUAUGGAAACAUCAGCAAAGACAAGUGCUAAUGUGACCGAAAUUUUUAAAGCAAUUGCUGAAAAACUUCCUAAGAACGAAACAACUAGUACAGCAGGGCAAGGCCGACGUCUAGUUGAAUCAGAAGGAGCUAAUAAGAGCCUUAGCAGCUGUUGUAAGUGAUACAGUAAAUUGAGUCAGUUUUCAUAUGGAUUAUUGACAUUUAAUCAUCUAAUAAACUAUAUAGCUUUGUAAAAUUAUUAAGCCUCAGAAUUAUAUUUAUCAAUUUGCAUUUAA
This is a messenger RNA of Melanaphis sacchari, 1832 nucleotides long. RefSeq names its product ras-related protein Rab-5C (gene Rab5). The transcript has 5 exons. Lineage: Eukaryota; Metazoa; Arthropoda; Insecta; Hemiptera; Aphididae. The record is from RefSeq and is a predicted model, not a curated record. Gene Ontology annotation, molecular function: GTPase activity; GTP binding. The coding region runs from base 1083 to 1718 and encodes 211 amino acids.